Messenger RNA from Branchiostoma floridae (Florida lancelet), 1126 nucleotides. Its product is annotated as short-chain collagen C4-like. The transcript has 5 exons. The coding region runs from base 36 to 887 and encodes 283 amino acids. NCBI's taxonomy places the organism in Eukaryota, Metazoa, Chordata, Leptocardii, Amphioxiformes, Branchiostomatidae. The record is from RefSeq and is a predicted model, not a curated record.
GUUUGACAGAGUUGAAGUCAGGCAUCCAGGCUAACAUGUUGCCGUACAGUUGCAGUGAGAAGCCCGGGCGGACGGCGCUGAGGGGCGGGAGGAUUCUGGUGGUCCUCGCGGCGCUGCUUUGCACGGUAGCCAUCGGCGUGAUCGACCACAAGAUGCGGGGAUACGAGGCCGGCAUACGGGGUCUGAAGACACAACUAGACGCCAGUAAAGACGCAGCCGUGCGGUCACGCCGCGCAGCGGACGAUGAUGAAAUGACACCCUUCCGAGAUGAGCCGGUGAGCCGGAGUGUCCAGCACAACUUCCCGGGGGAGGGAGGGGCGCUCUUCACCCGGUGGGGACGGGAGGUGUGCGGGAAGAGUAAGGACUUGGACACCGUCUACACAGGCGUGGCAGGAGGGUCCCACUACACCAAACAUGGCGGCGGCUCCAACUACCUGUGUCUACCCACCCGCAAUGUAUCAUGGGAUCACUACACUGAUGCCGCUCAGACAAAGAACUACCUGUACGGUUCGGAAUUUCAAACCCACGGGCAAGACGGCUUCUUGUCCACGGUGAAUGCGGAGGGAGUGGCCGCGGUGGCGGACUAUGACGUGCCGUGUGCCGUCUGUCGGGCUCGUACCCGCACCAGCACCGUCAUGAUCCCCGCGCGGACGGCAUGUCCGAAUGAUUGGCACAAGGAGUACCAGGGUUAUCUGAUGAGUGCCCACGAGACCCACCAUGGUCGAACAGAGUUCGUCUGCGUGGAUAAGGACCCGGAUGUGGCCAUCGGCACGUACGAGAGCAAAGAUGGCGCCCUGUUCUAUCUCGUGGAAGCUCAGUGUGGCUCGCUGCCGUGCGGGCCUUAUAUCGCUGGGCGGGAAAUAGCCUGCGUAGUUUGUACAAAGUAACGUUAACUCGAAACUAUCUCUUUAUGGACCCAGCUGACGUAAGAAUUGGGGUCUCGAGUCAAUUAAAAUGUUAAUGUGCCGAACAUUGGGAUUUCUAUAGUUAAGGAUCAGAAAUCAAAGCACAAACUGUCUGACUAUGACUUAAUAUAGAAUGAUGGUAUAGUAUAGUAAACAAGCAAGGCAAACCUAUGCUAUGUGUUGAAAAUAAGGGGAAAAUCUACAACACUACUGAGAGCAAA